CGAAACGCACGAGAGCCAGCACCCCUCUCGCACCUAUAGUGACCAUACCGAACAUCUGUUUUAACACCCGGCUAUACGGUGUCUAGACAACCUAAGUUACAUCAUAAUGGUCAGAUGCGGCCAAAGGCCCGCCCAUUGUUGUUUGAGCGCAUCUCAGCAGCCUGUCUGGCAGGGUCUUCAUCAUGGCAAUACUACCCCCAGAACCCCCAUUCGCCUCCAGUCAUAUUUUCUUCUCCCAUUUUCCUUCAACCUACACCUUACUCUUUCUUAAUCACCUCAGGUUACCGACUGUUGUUUCUUUUUUUUUCGCCUAUUCUUCAUCCAAACUACUUCUACUCUGCGGACCAUUGCGGUUGUCACGUUCCGUUGGUGACUGUUUCACGUUACACCAUCCUAGGAUCCCUAGUCCAGUCGCCUUCUCCACAGAUUAUUUCGCAUGUCACAGUGCAAUAUUUCACAGUGGACGCCCUGUGUUUCUAUUUGUGCCUCUCCCGCUAUUUGACGAGGCGGGGUCUUUGGAAUCGACGAUAUAUACACCGACUUCCGCUCUUCCGUCGCAUGGCUCGCACUUUGCUGUUUGGCAAAAAACUCUCCCAUCGCUACACAUUUCGGAUUGGGUACUACACCUAAUCCAGGUUUCACCAACAUCCCAAAACUUGAAUAAGAUUUUCCACCACAAACCAUCGACUACAGUGUCACUGUCGCAUGCGCGAUACACAUCGAAACUU
This is a messenger RNA of Bipolaris sorokiniana ND90Pr, 728 nucleotides long. RefSeq lists its product as uncharacterized. Lineage: Eukaryota; Fungi; Ascomycota; Dothideomycetes; Pleosporales; Pleosporaceae. The transcript has a single exon. The record is from RefSeq and is a predicted model, not a curated record. The coding region runs from base 115 to 630 and encodes 171 amino acids.